GAACUUCGUAAUUGUCUAAAACUAUUUAAUAUUGCAACAGAAAUUCUCUCAAAGUCUAACUAUCUAACAAUUGCUGACUUACGUCUUAUUAUUUCUGGUUUAUUCAAUCACCUUAAUAUCUUUUAUAGUAAUUAUCAAGAUAUGAAGUUAGUAGUAUCUAAAAUUAGAAAAAAAUUAGAUGAAUACUGGCCAAUUAUGCAAGAAGCUAGUAGGAUUGCUGCUUUUUUUGAUCCGCAUUUUAAACAAAUUGUUUAUUCAGAAGAUUCAACAGAUGAAAUUUUGGCCUCAAUUCAUGCAAGUCUACUAGUAAAUUCUGAAUCUAUAGUUCAGUCUCAAUAUAUUUCAAAGUGUAUCCAAUUUAUACAAGAAUAUAAUAAAGCAACUAUGUUAACUACAACUUCUGAUUUAGAUGAACUUACUCGAUAUUGGGAAAUAACUGCGGCACCUGAAGAAACUUCUGUUUGUGAUUGGUGGAAAGCUAAUCAAAGACUUUUUCAAACUUAG
Dentiscutata erythropus is the source of this 504-nucleotide messenger RNA. The record is from the annotation of a GenBank genome assembly. Lineage: Eukaryota; Fungi; Glomeromycota; Glomeromycetes; Diversisporales; Gigasporaceae.